ACAGUAAAAAUAAUGUAAAACAAAAUAGUUAUCCGUACUUCAACCAUCACGUCCCCAAAUCAUUCCCUCUCUCUCUCGUGCGACGCUUCUCCUCCUCCUCGCAACAACAGAUCCAUCCAUUUACGAACCCUAUUCCUCCCUUCCUCCAUAAACCCUCACAACAACUCUCUCUCUCUCUCUCUCUCUCUCUCUCUUCAAUUUCUUCUCCCCUCUUUUCCCCUCACACUACAAAUUCUAGGUUUCGAAGCAAGCAACAAUGGAGUUGCCCGAGGAAAGUAAACAAACGUUAACCAAAAGUAACGAAGAAGAGGAAGACCAUCUAAAGACUGCAGAGAAGCUCGAGUCUGAGAAAUUAGCUAAGAUCAAUUUCAACUCUACCCGUAUAGUUGAUUUAGAUGCACUUCUUUGUGAUACCUAUGAUAGAGAUUGUCCAAAACCAGUUCAUUAUCAGAACAGGAGAGAUUUGAUUCGCAUCUUCAAUAUGAUGGCAAAGGAAAUAUAUGGCAAUAGUAUGGUUUCCCCUGUUGUGGAAGAAUAUGGAUCAUUUGUAAUGGACAUUUUCAAUGAAAGAAGUGAUCUUGACUUGUCUAUCAAUUUCAGUGAUUCCAUUGAAAUUAAUCGGAUGAAGAAGAUUCAAGUCCUUCGGAAGUUCAGCAAGAAGUUACGGUCAUUUCAAAAAAGUGGGCAUGUUACUGCUUUAGAAGUCAUCCUGUCUGCCAAGGUACCAAUCGUAAAAGUUACUGAUAUUGGAACAGGUGUUGAAUGUGAUUUAUCAGUCGAAAAUCGGGACGGCAUUGCAAAAUCCCAUUUUAUCCGUGCAAUUUCUGCCAUAGAUGGAAGAUUUCAAAAGCUAUGUUUACUGAUGAAAUCAUGGGCUAAGGCUCAUAAUAUCAACAGUUCCAAAGACGCUACUUUGAAUUCUUUGUCGAUUGUAUCGUUUGUUGCUUUUCAUUUUCAGACUUGCGAUCCUCCCAUUUUACCUCCAUUCUCUACUUUACUUAAAGAGGGAGCUGACCUUGAGUCUGUGACGAAGGCUGUUAAAACAUAUACCAACUAUGGGAAUAAAAACAAACAGUCAUUGGCCCAUCUUUUUGUUACUCUUUUAGUCAAGCUAGCAUCAGUUGAAAACCUUUGGCAGAAUGGAUAUUGUACGAGUUCAUACAAUGGGUCGUGGGUUUUAAAAAAAUGGCGUUACUCAAUGAGUGUGGAGGAUUUUACAGAUCUAUCACAAAAUGUUGCUCGAGCAGUUAGAGCUGAAGGGUUUAAGACGAUCUACAAAUGUAUCCAUAAUUCCAUUGACUACCUUUCACGGUUUUUAAACGGCGAGAUCCAGGGAAUUGAGUUAAUGGACCAUUUGUUUGGAAAACCUAUGGCUUUUACUCUAGGCGUUGAGGGUACUUCUACUAGCAACAUCAAUGGAAAUAAGAAUAACCCUCCUACUUUGCAUAAUCCCCGUCCACCGAAAAAGAGACGCAUAGUUAAAAACCAGGCUGGGGAUUUUCAUCAAACUGAACCCCGGGGUGCAGAUCAGGUGCAUGUACCUCCUAGUAGUAAUGUGCCCAAUGGAGUUGAGGGCACUUCUACUAGCAACACCAAUAAAAAUAAGAACACUCCUACAGGUAAGGUGCAUGUACAUCCUAGCAGUAAUGUGCUCAAUCGACUUGCUUCUUUCCCUCCCCCACUUCCCUACCUAUCUCGAUAUCAAUCAUCGUUUGCUACACAUAGUACAGAUUUUAUGGAGCAUCAUGGUUAUGUUCCAGGACAUGUUCCUCCUCAUUUUGGCUUAAACCCAGCUGGUUUCCAAGGUUCUUAUAAUCCUUCCUCACAGUCUCAUCAUGUUUGCCAACAAAUACCCGGGGGCUAUCUUCAGACAUUUCAUCAAAAUGCGGUAGCUUCAAAUCCCUAUCAUGGUUCAUUCCCGCAUUCCUCACUACAAGGAAGAGACUAUGCCUCACUACAUGCAAGAGACUAUGCCAUAUACAGUCGGAGAAGUGGUUGAUUUGAUCUUAUGGGGGUUGAUUUUCAUACAUACAUUUUUGAAUUAACUAAUGACAUACAUGUUGGCAACCAAUUUCCUAAUAUAUACUCUCCCAAUUCCCGUGACUGUCUUAAAUCAAAACCUCCCGAAUUUGUAUGUAGUGUAGAGUUGAAAAGUGUUUUAUCAUUGUUCUAUAGCUUUGGAAGCAAGAUCGGGAAAUUCCUUUACUUCUAGUUUUGCUCUUCUUUAUUUGGGAAAGCAGUGUAGGAUAUGGUGAUAAAACUUUCCACUAACGUGUUUUAUGCAGGUCUGUUCUGUUGUGAGUUGAAGAAUUACAAUGUCUCAUUGGUAGAAUUGAAGGGCUAGAUUUUGUAAUCAAUAGACCAGGAAUAGAAGGGCAAAUUCUACUGAGGAUCUUUUAUUUUAGGGUAAAAUAUGCUUUUCAUCCCUGUAAUUAUGGGCCAUUUGAUUUUUCAUCCAUGAGCUUACUAAUCCUCCCAUUUUGCCCCUGUAAUUACUAAUCAUUUGAAAAUUCGUCCUAAUUACAAAAUUUUGCUGAGGUGGAGGGUGAUUAGCUACGUGGCACUUAGUGACUGGGGUUUUGGCAGGACACAUCAGCAGAUGGGGAGGGAAAUGACAAUUUUGCCCUUAAUGAGUCUGGUUUCGUGCGGAAUGACCGUUUUACCCCUGCCUCCUUCUUUCCUUCUUCACGUAUUCUUCUUCUCUUCUUCUCAAUCGUACUUCUUGCUUUCUGAAACCCUAAAACAUCCACUUUUCUUCUCCAUUGAACCUUCACUCGCAUUCCCUCAUCUCAGAUUUACUUUCUCCAGUUCGAAAAUGUCAACUGGAAACAGCAGUACAGGGUACACGUAUGGUUCUUUAUUGUACGGUGAAUUCGAAACUUCCUGUGGAAUGCUUCCAAUGUGCCGUUGUGAGUUGCCCAUGGUCAUCUACAUUGCUAACACAAGAGCGAAUCAAGGACGUCGAUUUUGGAAGUGUCGCAAUUGGAUGAAAAAAAAUACAUGUUAGUUGUUGAUUUGGGAUGAUGAGCUUGCUGCUGGUACAAGGCCAAUGGUUGAAGUGACAGAAGAGAAGGUGAAGGUUGAGGAAGAAGUGGAGUUUAAAGAAAAGAAGUGUAAUUGUGUUGAAGCUAUGGAAGGAAUUUAUGACUUGAAGAAAGAUAAGUGGAAGAAGAAGAUGUUAGCUGAGAAAAAGAAAGUGGCAUAGCUGAAGUGGAGUCUGGUGGCAAGUUGGGUUCUCUUUUGUGUGUUUUAUGGAAGAAAGUAAUGGCUGAAGUUGCAUCUGGUGGCAAGUUGGAUUCCGAUUGCAGUGUUAGUUUGUUUAAGUUAGGGUUGUAGUUGGUUGUUAUGUAAUGAAGUGGAUCCAUUGGUAGUGUGUUUAUGUUUAGGCUUUAUGUUUAGUUUGUUAAGUGUUUGUGUGUUAAGUGUUGUAAUUCAAUAUAAAUGAAUGUGUGUUGUAUUUCAAUCUAAAUGAAUUGUAAUGUGAUUGCAAGAAAGUGUUUAA
Medicago truncatula (barrel medic) is the source of this 3502-nucleotide messenger RNA. RefSeq names its product protein HESO1. Bases 257 to 1999 code for a protein of 580 amino acids. Gene Ontology annotation, molecular function: nucleotidyltransferase activity. Gene Ontology annotation, biological process: RNA 3'-end processing. The transcript is spliced from 9 exons. Lineage: Eukaryota; Viridiplantae; Streptophyta; Magnoliopsida; Fabales; Fabaceae. The record is from RefSeq and is a predicted model, not a curated record.